UCAAGAAGAGAAUUCUCAGAACAGGCUGAAAUGAAUUUCUAAAGGUUAGAUGACUAAUAGUUGUACACAACUAGUACCAGAUUUGUGGCUCUUGGUGUUUGUUCUGGUAGGUAAGGAGGAGUAGAUUUAGAGAUGGACAGUGUGCUAGACUCUUCACAUUCACUGUGUCACUGAGCCACUUAUUGAGAGCCAAAUAGCCAUCCUGUAGGAAAGCUGUUGGAGAGAGCUUGACUUGGUGUGAGUAUGCAGGAGAAGUGAGAGGAGCAGGUGGAGGCUAGAUGUCCUUGAAGGUGGAAAGACAAUGACUUCUGGUUCCUGAAGGCUAACACAGCGUUUGGCACAAAGGAGAAAAUAAUCACUCCAUUCAGGAGGCUAAUGCUGUGUGCUGAGAACAGAAAAGAGAUGGAAGACUGGAUCAGCUCACUGAAGUCUGUACAGACCAGAGAACCUUACGAGGUGGCCCAGUUUAACAUGGAACAUUUCUCAGGGAUGCACAACUGGUACGCUUGCUCUCACGCCCGCCCCACCUUCUGUAAUGUGUGCCGAGAGAGUCUUUCCGGAGUCACUUCCCAUGGCCUGUCCUGUGAAGUGUGUAAAUUCAAGGCUCACAAAAGAUGUGCUGUGCGGGCAACAAAUAACUGCAAGUGGACAACCCUGGCCUCCAUCGGGAAGGACAUCAUGGAGGAUGAAGAUGGAGUGGCGAUGCCUCACCAAUGGCUGGAGGGCAACUUGCCUGUGAGCGCCAAGUGUGCUGUCUGUGACAAAACGUGUGGCAGUGUUCUUCGUCUGCAAGAUUGGAAAUGCCUUUGGUGUAAAACAAUGGUACACACUGCCUGCAAAGAUUUAUACCACCCCGUAUGUCCACUUGGCCAAUGUAAAGUAUCUAUUAUACCUCCAAUUGCACUGAACAGCACUGACUCUGACGGUUUCUGUAGAGCAACAUUUUCAUUCUGUGUUAGUCCUCUAUUGGUUUUUGUCAAUUCUAAGAGUGGAGAUAAUCAGGGAGUAAAGUUCCUUCGUCGUUUUAAACAGCUGCUAAAUCCUGCCCAGGUGUUUGAUUUAAUGAAUGGAGGUCCUCAUUUAGGUUUAAGAUUAUUUCAGAAGUUUGACAAUUUCCGGAUUCUUGUCUGUGGAGGUGAUGGAAGUGUAGGUUGGGUAUUGUCAGAAAUUGAUAAGCUCAAUCUGAAUAAACAGUGUCAGCUGGGAGUGUUGCCCUUGGGCACAGGGAACGACCUUGCUCGAGUUCUUGGUUGGGGAGGUUCAUAUGAUGAUGACACCCAGCUUCCUCAGAUACUAGAGAAGCUGGAACGAGCCAGUACUAAAAUGUUGGACAGGUGGAGUAUAAUGACAUAUGAACUCAAAUUGCCACCGAAAACUUCUCUACUUCCUGAACCUCCAGAAGCACCUGAAGAAUUCUAUAUGACAAUUUAUGAAGACUCAGUUACAACUCAUCUUUCAAAAAUCCUCAAUUCUGAUGAACACGCAGUGGUCAGAUCGUCUGCCAAGACACUGUGUGAAACCAUAAAGGACUUCGUUGCCAAGGCAGAGAAGGCCUAUGACAAAACAUUGGAAAAUGCAGUUGUAGCAGAAGCUGUGGCUACCAAAUGUUCAGUCUUAAAUGAGAAGCUUGAACAACUGCUGCAAGCUUUGCACACAGAUUUCCAGGCUGCUCCCCCUCUCCCAGGCAAUGUGGCUGUAAUCCUAGAAGAAGAUGUGGAAUCUUCAAGUGAAGAAUCCCUAGGUGAAAGCAAGGACCAGCUUGCAGAAGACAUUACAAAAUCUUCUUCCCAGAAAGCCAUCAAACCAAGAGAAAUAAUGUUACGGGCAAACAGUUUAAAGAAAGCAGUGAGGCAAGUCAUUGAAGAAGCUGGAAAAGCUAUGGAUGAGCAGACAGUAAUUUGUACUGAUUACGAUAGUACAGAAACAGAUGAAUCUAAAGAAGAAUCUAAAGAAGAUUCAAGAGAAUCACUAACUGUUAAAGCUGCACCUCAUUCUCCAGAUGCUUGGGCAAGUCGUGGCCAUUCCCAAACUGAUUCUCUCCCUGGUCCAGCUGUGACAGCCACCAAAGAAAAUCUCCCUGUACUCAAUACUAGAAUAAUUUGCCCAGGUUUAAGAGCAGGAUUAGCUGCCUCGAUUGCUGGGAGUUCUAUUAUCAACAAAAUGUUACUAGCAAAUAUUGAUCCUUUUGGUGCAACUCCGUUUAUUGACCCAGACCUAGAUUCAUUAGAUGGAUAUUCAGAAAAAUGCGUUAUGAACAAUUACUUUGGGAUUGGAUUAGAUGCAAAAAUUUCAUUAGAAUUUAAUAAUAAGAGAGAAGAGCACCCUGAAAAAUGCAGGAGCCGAACUAAAAACUUGAUGUGGUAUGGAGUCCUUGGGACCCGGGAAUUAUUACAGAGAUCUUAUAAGAAUUUAGAACAAAGGGUUCAACUUGAGUGUGAUGGGCAGUAUAUUCCUCUCCCUAGUCUUCAAGGCAUAGCGGUGUUGAACAUUCCUAGUUAUGCUGGAGGCACUAACUUCUGGGGUGGAACCAAAGAAGAUGAUAUAUUUGCUGCACCAUCAUUUGAUGACAAGAUCCUGGAAGUUGUUGCAAUAUUUGAUAGCAUGCAAAUGGCAGUGUCAAGGGUCAUCAAACUCCAGCAUCAUCGCAUAGCCCAGUGUCGUACAGUAAAAAUCACUAUAUUUGGUGAUGAAGGAGUCCCAGUGCAGGUGGAUGGUGAAGCAUGGGUUCAGCCUCCAGGAAUUAUCAAAAUUGUGCACAAAAACAGAGCUCAGAUGCUAACAAGGGACAGAGCCUUUGAGAGCACCCUGAAGUCUUGGGAAGAUAAACAGAAGUGUGACUCUGGCAAGCAAGUUCUUCGAACCCAUUUGUACAUCCAACAUGCUGUUGACCUGGCAACGGAAGAGGUGUCGCAGAUACAACUGUGCUCCCAGGCUGCAGAGGAGCUAAUUACCAGGAUUUGUGAGGCAGCCACAAUUCAUUGUCUUCUGGAGCAAGAACUGGCCCAUGCUGUGAAUGCGUGCUCGCAUGCACUGAAUAAAGCCAACCCACGGUGCCCGGAGAGUCUUACAAGAGACACUGCUACUGAAAUAGCCAUCAAUGUGAAGGCGCUAUAUAAUGAAACAGAAUCUUUGCUAGUUGGCAGGGUUCCUUUGCAGUUAGAAUCUCCAUAUGAAGAGCGUGUAUCCAGUGCCUUACACUCUGUGGAGGUGGAGUUACAGAAAUUAACAGAGAUCCCCUGGCUUUACUAUAUCUUACAUCCCAAUGAGAAUGAGGAGCCUCCUAUGGAUUGCACAAAAAGAAACAAUAGGAGCACAGUAUUUCGUAUAGUGCCAAAGUUUAAAAAGGAAAAGGUUCAGAAGCAGAAGACAAGUUCACAGCCUGUUCAGAAAUGGGGCACAGAGGAAGUUGCUGCUUGGCUGGAUCUGCUCAAUUUGGGAGAGUACAAAGAAAUCUUCAUCCGUCAUGACAUCAGAGGGGCUGAACUUUUGCAUCUGGAAAGGCGAGAUCUUAAGGACCUGGGGAUACCGAAAGUGGGCCAUGUGAAGCGAAUUCUCCAGGGAAUUAAAGAGCUUGGAAGGAGCACUCCGCAGUCUGAGGUGUAAUCAUUAUCGGUGCUAUUCCUUGGAAGAGAAGUAAUUGAUACUUAAUACAAAAUUCUUGGAAGCAGUGGCUGUUCUUGUUGUUUUCUGCAUAGAUAAGUAAGCACCUUUGAAGCACCUCUAUGGCUUAAUAUUUUUCUUUGGGUGAAAAUUUUGAUUUGAGGUAUAAGAAAAUAUUUUUGUGCCAAAAAUACAUUCCAUUAAGCCAUUUUCUUAUUGUGCAAACCUAACAUGUUUAAAUAUGCUCACAAUAGUUUUUAAAAAUAGGAAUAUGAAAUGAUUGCCUUGUCUAAAAGGUGGAAUGGAUGUUUCCUUUGACCUGGUCUUACAGAAUGUUCUUUCUGUGCAGCCAUGUAGCAGUAUGUGGAUAAAACUUCUUAGGUUUCAUUAUUGGAGGCAUAGACUACUUCCUCAAAAUCAUUGGUUAGGAGACAAGAUAUAAAGUUGUAUUUUCAAUGUUAGAUUGGUAUCACCUCAGGUUCCCAGCACUCACUGGUCAAAGAAUGUGGUUAAACCCAUCAAAUAGUAUAAAUAAUGCAAAUCUUAAUGCAUGGUGUUCCUGCCUGAAUUGUCUUUCCUUUUCUUGCAUGUCAUAUAUAAUAUUGUAAUACUUUAUAGUUUAAUGUCAAUUUUAAUGGAAUUUAUUUAUUACUUCCCAAGUACCUUUUUGUGGGCUAAGGGCACUACACUUUUUGGUUCUUUAAUGUGGAUUUUUGCAGAUACAUAUACCUAAGAUGCAGUGAUCAUGUGUCUGUGAUAUAAGCAACAACUUGUAUGCAUCGUAUGUAAGCCAGCUUUAUUUCAGUCUGUCAUAAACUGUGGCUGUGCACAUUGAGAAAAUUCUCUGGAUAUUUCAUAAAUUUUCAUGCUUUUUUCCUAACAAAAUGUAUUAGUUUUCCAAACCACAUUUCCCACAUUUUGACCCUCUUUUUUUCAUUUCAAUUUAGUAAUUAUACUCUGUUUGAAUUUAAAACAGACCAUUGCCACCUAGGAAUUCUCCAAGAUCUCAGCUGAGAUUUGUAUACUGAUUGAUCACCCAGACUCACCCACUAGCUACAGUGACUUCUGACACAAAAAUCCAACAGAAGAAAUUUAAUUUUUUUUCCUAAGGGCUUUAUAUUAUUAUUUCAUGUAAUUCUUAUAUUCUGCCAGGUAUUUUCCUUUCUCUAAUCCACUAUGUCAGUAUUAUUGAUUAGAAGUCAGCAUAACAAUGAUCAAAUCUUUGAAAACCAAAGGCAUUGUAUCAGAAAUUCACAGAAAUAUCCUUAAGGAAAUUUUCUUUAGCCAUUGUAUUGAAGAAAUUAAUUUUUUAAAUGUUCUUUGUAAGAGAAAUAAACAGGGUAUUGACCUAGUGGUGACGGUUUUCUGUAACCUGAUAGGUGCUCCAUAGAUACAAAUACACACAUACAUGUGUUUAUACACCUAUAUCCACAUAUACAAUAUUUAUAUGUAUUUACACACUUGUGUACACAUGAUAUUGAGACAUAACAUCACUGAUAUGUCCUAGGAAAUUAUUUUACCCAAUAUUUAAAGAGAAAUAUUGCUAGACAUAUAAGUAUCAAAAGAAUUUAGCUACUUGACUGUUAAUUCUAGUUUAUAACUUGACUAAUUACCAGUAAAAUCACAAAUUUUAAAUAUCCUAAAAAUAGUGAAGGCUAGGAAUGUAGCUCAGUGGUACAGCACUUGACUAGCAUGCGUGAGACCCUAGGUUCUUUCUUCAGCACCACAAAACAAACAAAAGAAGCCUACUUAUUGGGUUCUUGACCAAGUACAUCUGACUAUAUAUUUUACCUAAGUUCCAGACAAAUGGAAAUUUUCUAAAGAGAAUUUAUAAUAAGUAGUUUAAAAGAAUAAUAACUUGAAUUUUGUCCACCACUAUUAAGGCAAAAAGUCUCCUUUUCCAGUCUCAUUUGUAGACCCCACCCAACAUAUUGUCCUGCUCCAGUUACUUUGCUGUGAAAUCUAAAUACCAGGUGCCAGAUUUCCAGAACUCUUCUAAGAUCUCAGAUCCCUAUCCAGCUUUUAGGAAAGGCAAGGGGUAAGUAGGGAAGGAACUAUAAUAUAAAGAAUGUGCUGGGAGUAGUGGCGCAUGCCUGGAAUCCCAGCACUCGGGAGGCUGAGGCAGGAGGAUCACUGUGAGUUUG
Fukomys damarensis (Damara mole-rat) is the source of this 5744-nucleotide messenger RNA. RefSeq names its product diacylglycerol kinase eta (gene Dgkh). NCBI's taxonomy places the organism in Eukaryota, Metazoa, Chordata, Mammalia, Rodentia, Bathyergidae. The coding region runs from base 376 to 3603 and encodes 1075 amino acids. Gene Ontology annotation, molecular function: ATP-dependent diacylglycerol kinase activity; protein binding. The transcript is spliced from 28 exons. Gene Ontology annotation, biological process: lipid phosphorylation; diacylglycerol metabolic process; intracellular signal transduction. The record is from RefSeq and is a predicted model, not a curated record.